Molecule: messenger RNA, 890 nt
Organism: Saccostrea cuccullata (small rock oyster)
Lineage: Eukaryota; Metazoa; Mollusca; Bivalvia; Ostreida; Ostreidae
Product: mpv17-like protein 2
Exons: 5
Coding region: 76-660 (194 amino acids)
Biological process (GO): mitochondrial ribosome assembly; cellular response to reactive oxygen species
Cellular component (GO): membrane; mitochondrion; cytoplasm
Source: RefSeq, a predicted model, not a curated record
UUUACGGCAAUUGCAUGUGUUAUUCAACUUGACUUGGAUCCGUUUUCAAUGACCAACUUGUUUCACAGCUUAUAGAUGGGUCUCCGUGUAUCAAAGUUAAAGAAAGCCAUUAUAGAUGACCAUCUUCUCCUGACAAAUAUUUUGACGACUGGUGGUUUGCUUGCUGCUGGAGAUGUUCUUACACAGACCUUGGAGAUUAGUAUGGACAAGGAGAAUAAACAGAAAUUCUGUUGGUAUCGGACAGAGCGGAUGUUGGCAGUAGGUAUGGCUUUGGGUCCAUUUGCUCAUGUAUGGUACAGCAAGAUUGUAGAUAAACUAGUACCUGGGGUAGCCAGCACUCAAACAGCUCUCAAGAAAAUUCUAGCUGAUCAACUUGUUGCUGGACCAUUCUUCUGCAGUGGUUUUUUCUUUGGAAUGGGAUUGCUGGAAGGAAAAGGAGGAGAGGGGGCUGUUGCUGAGGUUAAACAAAAGUUCCUACCAGUAUAUAUGAUUGAUUGGUGCGUGUGGCCACCAGCUCAGUUUAUCAACUUUCGAUUUCUUCCUGUUGAAUUCCGAGUGAUUUAUGUUGCCUGUAUCACACUCUGCUGGAACACAUUUUUAUCGUAUUACAAGCAUAUGGAUGUAAAUAAGAUUACAGAAAAACAAGAAGUCAAAAGCUGAUGAUCAAUUUUUCAUAGGGUGUGAGAGACUUAAUGUGUUAGCCAGAGUUCAUUUUUUUUUCAGUUUAUUAGUCAACUGUUGUUAUGAGAUUUUAAGAUAUUUUGUACAUGUACUUGUCUGUUCAGCAUAGGAUUCAAGUAAUGAUUAUUUUUAUAUCGUUUUCUUCUCAUUCAUGUAUUUAUUUACAUGUCAUUAUAAUCUCCCAUUUAAGUUUUUUUAAUCUUAUUUUU